Molecule: messenger RNA, 1484 nt
Organism: Lytechinus variegatus (green sea urchin)
Lineage: Eukaryota; Metazoa; Echinodermata; Echinoidea; Temnopleuroida; Toxopneustidae
Gene: slc10a7
Product: sodium/bile acid cotransporter 7-B-like
Exons: 11
Coding region: 189-1265 (358 amino acids)
Cellular component (GO): plasma membrane
Source: RefSeq, a predicted model, not a curated record
UUUAAAUGGUUGUAUGAAGUUAAUUGUCUCUGAAUUUGGAACAGAAAUUAGAGUGUAUUACGCGAGGAGGUUGAACUAUAUUUUCUUCAUAUUGUGUUAUUGGGCGAGCAUGUAAACACUCGUAGGCCUACACAUUUUGUGCAACGUGGACUCGUGAGUGGCCAGUGUGUGCAGAGAAAGGACCAAAAAUGGGGUUGCUUGAGAAAUUAAAAGAAAACUGGUUUUUGAUAGGGAUCAUAGUUGUCAUACUUGCUGCAAGAGCAGAGCCGUCAAUUGGACAGAAAGGCGGACCUCUUCUACCAGAGAUAACUGUCAAAUAUCUUGCGGUGUCCAUCAUAUUCUUCAAUAGUGGUCUUUCACUAAAAACAGAGGACCUGAAGAGUGCAUUGCUACAUGUCAAGCUACACUGCUAUGUACAGCUCUUCACAUUAGCAUUUGUUCCCUGCUUUAUAUGGGUUCUUAUCAAAUUCCUGUCAGUCUCAGAUAUAGAUAGCUGGCUCCUAAAAGGGUUACAGGUAGUAGGAUGCAUGCCCCCACCUGUAUCAUCAGCUGUCAUCCUAACUAAGGCUGUUGGAGGAAAUGAGGCGGCAGCUAUUUUCAAUUCAGCUUUUGGCAGUUUUCUGGGUAUAAUUGUGACGCCUAUCUUGUUACUUAUAUUUAUGGGAUCAUCAUCUUCAGUGCCUUUCAGUUCUAUUUUAAGUCAACUUUCAAUGACUGUAGUAGUGCCUGUGAUAGCUGGGCAGAUUGUCAGGCAGUUCAUUAAGGAUUGGUUAGAGAGGACCAAACCUCCAUUUGGCCAGAUGGGUAAAGGAGUUUUACUACUAAUUAUUUACUGUACAUUCUGCGAUACAUUCUCAAACCCUUCUCUUCAAAUCAACCACUACAGCCUUAUUGCAAUAGCAGUUGUAGUGUUAUUGGUGCAGCUGUUUUUACUUCUCCUCACAUUCCUAUCUUCACAAUUACCCUUCUUUGGCUUCAGCCCGGCCGACACUGUAGCCAUUAUGUUCUGUUCGACGCAUAAAUCAUUAACGUUAGGUAUACCUAUGUUGAAGAUAGUAUUUGCUGGUUAUGAUCAUCUUUCCCUCAUCUCCAUACCUCUCCUAGUCUACCAUCCCACCCAGAUACUACUAGGUGGGGUAUUAGUAGAAUAUGUUAGGAAUUGGAUGGUAGCAGCUCAGAAAACAAGGAGCAAAGAAGGAGGACUCAGUAGUGUUACCUCAACAGACGGCUCAACCACACCCAGAACCAGGAUCCCAAAAAGUUAGACCAGGAACCGAAGACAAAGGAGAUGGACCAACUAUAAAGCCAGACUGAAAACAAGACCAGAGCUGAAAAUGAAAGAAUUAUUUGCUGAAAGUUUAUCUUUCGGUGGUCGGACUACUAAAAGAGAAAGUCUGAUAAAUAGUCCAUUUUGUUUUAAGCAUAAUCUUUGUAUUUGUUAUGUUUUGGAGGACCAGAUGUACAAUUUUUUUAUUUAUUAGAAG